GUGUUGUCAUGGUUUUAAUAAAGGUUAACAUUAAAUACUCCCGUUGGCAUCAAAACUCUGCUGAAAUUGGUGAGACGUUUGCCUCUUAGAUGUUUAGUGUGUUCCCAACAACUGCAACACCUCUGUUUUAAGAUGAUGUAAUUCACCCAGACCAGAGAGCGAAGCUGUGCAAAAAUGUGGGGAACACUUGCAGAUGUAUAGUGACAUUUUGGAUACGCACAAAUCCAGGUUGCACUUUCCACAAGCCCAACGAGACACUCUUUAUUAAAAAGGUUUAUGUAUUCCUCAGCUGAUGAUCUAAAUGGCCUGAAGACUCAGUCUUUGAUGUGGACGGGGCGUUUUUGCUUCUGUUUGCUGGGCUUUCACACGAACAUGGAUCAUAGAUGGAAAAACUAACAAGACGAUGGCACCAUGUUGUAAACAGCCACCUGGGGGGGGGGUCCUUGUUUCCACAGGAAACGCCAUAGAAUAAUAGCCUGAACACGUAUCUGUGGUUCAGGAGCUUUAAGAGCUGAACAUCACAGUGUGUGUGUGUGUAGGGGGGGCACAUUUAACAGACCUUGGCGCUGACUCAAAGCAAGGUCAGCUGCUCACCUUUUAUCUUUGACAGGAAGACGUAUGACACAAUUGUCCAGAGAACUGAUUUUGCACUUUAGGUGUGUAUUGUUGCCAUACGAGCCCAGAAACCAGCGAUCAGUAAACCCAGCUGGCAGGAUGGCAUUCCCAGAAGGACAGAUUAGGCAGAUAUUAGCUUGUUAUCGGCUACAUUAAUGGUUGGUUUAUCUGAUCUGCUCUUGUGGUGUUUGCUCUAUUGUUCUUUCUAUGAUGUAAACAAAACAGAACUCCCUAAACCUAGCAGAUUCACCUGUGUGGAGCAUUUAGUUUGUUUAUACCUGGCCUUUAAGAAUGGACUCAAGCUCAGCAUUAGUUACAGUAAAUGCGUCUGAAAAGUCAGGAAUGUCUGCUGAGCAAACAGCCAGAAAGGUUCAGACUUGUUCUAGCCGGCCUCAAAUCUGAUGCCUAGAGGCUUGUUAAAUAUAUCAGAAGGUUUACGUCCCUUUUGUCCACCAUUUUCUUAUUCUUGUAGCUCUUUCUGAUGCUCUCUGUGAUUUUAUUUCAGUUUUUGUAUCUAAUCAUGUUGUGGUUUAAACUAGUCAGGAAAAAAUAUCCAGAGCUUGACUUUAGGUGUGUGCGUGUGUGUGUGUGAUGUGCGUUACAGUGGGAGGAGGCAAGGUGCAUAAAUAAGCGGCACCCACAGAUGACAGUAACUGGAGAGGUGGGUUAUAAAUACCCCUAACCUUUCCUGCAGAGGCUGUUUGUGUGCGUUUGCUCACAACCGGGUACACGCUGCUCUUUGGGGCAGGGGGCCCGCUCGGGACCGGGACGAUAGUCUACGCUGCAGAGGUGGUUUCGAUGCCGCUUUAACAUGCAGAAGACUGUUUCCUGCUUUGUUUUGAGUCAACCGGCAGCUCUGCUAACCUCUGUUAAAACAUGACCCGGCUAGCUUGUUUGUGGUUCCUCUUCGUUCAGACUUCUGCGGGUUUCUCAGGUCUGUAAACGGUGACAUGUCUGGUGUUCAGGCUGGGGAAGAUGUCUUCUGGUCUGCUCAAGAGCGUUUCAGAUGAAGACUAAGGUUUCUGUGCUUAACCGAGUGUACAGUUGUGUAAUCUGACUGAUGAGAGUGAUCGUACAAAUUAAAACUAAACACCCUUUAAUCUGCAGCAGCCUAAUUUUACGGCAGGAUAUAAUUAUCCUACAUGGAACCGGCUCCUAAUUUGAGUUUUGGACGCGAUGGGAGACCUUUUUAUUGUGAAUUAGAAAGCUUUUAUUCUGAGCUCUGGGUUAAGUCUAUUAUAAGACUCCUCCCUGGGUUGAGUCAGAGAGAGCCAGUUAAUUCUUUCAAUGGUGACACCUCAUCAUCAAAGUAGGCCACCCUUAACCCCGCUGCACGCACUCCGCUGACUGAACUCCGGGAGGAUGGCCUGCAGUGAUUUGACUAGACUUCCACAGUUCCAGCAGCAGCCCCUCCUUCCAGCCCAUCCGCAGUAAGAUCCCCAUCCCCACCGCACAUGUCAUGCCCUCCACGGCCGGCCCCCCGGCCUCAAAGCCCCAUCCCUUUGGCCUGGAAGACGCCGCCGCGUCCUCUGCUGAGGGUCACAGGUCAUCUCCUGGCUCCAGAACCCCAAGUGGUUCCACAUCAAAGUCUUCCUCGCUUUCCAAAUCCGCGUCUUCUCCCAACCUGGACGCUCAGACCGAUGUAUUAGGCGAUCCCGUGGGACCCAAGCUGGACUGCCUGAGCCGCUACCGUAGCCUCGUCAACGGGCUGGACCACUCGCUUAUCCCCACGGAUCACACACGGCUGGAGGAGGGCCAGAGGUUUGAUACCCCAGCAGUGGAACCUACGCUAAACCAGUCCGCGCUACUGGGAGGGUUAUGUCCUGAUGUCAGACUCCGGUUACAGGCGACCGGGGUUAGAGACACGACAGACAGUUUGUCUGAGGUCUACAGAGGAGCCAUGGAGCACAGCUACAAGGUUCUGUCUGAAGCUCGGCCCGGACUCUCAGGAACAGCAGAGGCCUCUAAUCAGAGGGGUGCAGCCGGAUCUGCUGGCGCUUACACAAACCCUCUCGGUCUGCAGACACAAGCUCUGCUGCGAGAGCAUGCAGCUCCCAAAGGUUACGAUCCGUUACGGCCGGACCGAUGCAGCGAGCUCUCCGGCUGGCAGCAGAAACAGCAGCUGGAGAGUUUACGCCUUCAAGUGGAACAAAUGCAGCUGAUGAACGCAGGCGUGGGAGCGCCGUACCCGUCCCUCUACGCCACACCUCUGCACUCGGACUCGGGCAAGUGGGACGCUCUGGUCAAAGCCAGCGAGAGUCUGCUGAAGGAGAAGGAGCUCGUUAUCGAGAGACAAAAGCAACACAUGGCCCAGCUGGAGCAGCGUCUGAGGGACAGCGAGCUGCAGGUCCAAGGAGCCCUCCUGGGCCGGGGGGCGUCUUACGCAGACAUGUGCAUGCUGCGUCUCCAGGAGGCCCAGAGGGAGAACGUGUUCCUGCGAGCGCAGUUUUCCGAGCGCACGGACUGCGCUGCCCUGGAGAAGGCAGAGGCAGAGCGCAGGCUGGGUGCCGUCGAGGCCGAGACUCGCCGGCUGACUGAGAGUCUGAAGGAGGCCUGCGAGAGGCACGCGGAAGAGAUGAAGAAACAGGAAGAGAGGAUCCGAAGUCGAGACAAGCACAUCAGCAACCUAAAGAAGAAGUGUCAGAAGGAGGCGGAGCUUAAGAGGGAGAACCAGCAGCGUAUUGAAACUCUGGAGCGCUACCUGGCUGACCUGCCCACCCUGGAGGACUACCAGAGCCAGAACAAGCAGCUUCUAGAGGCCGAACAGCAGGUCGCUCAGCUUCAAGAGAAAGUCAGAGACCUGGAAGCCACUCUGGAGAUGACUCGCUCUCAAAUCCAGGAGAAGGACUCGCAGCUGGAGGAGCAGAAACGCCGGGAGAGAGACCUUCUGACCACAAUUACAGACAUGCAGCAGCGCGUGCAGCAGGGCCUGGAGGACGGAGCCAGACUUCCAUGUUUGGACUUUGAGAAACUUAGAGGGGAGAACAGCUCUCUGAGAGAAGAGCAACACAGGCUCAAAACGGUUAUUGAGAAGCAGCAUCAAAUGAUGGAACAGCUGGGCUCUCAGAUUCAGACUCUGGAGCAGCAGGUUUCUCAGGAGGAGAGCAGCUCUCAGGCCCUCAGAGAUGAGGUGCUGGCCAAAGAGCAGAGUGUGUUGGAGCUGCACACGGCCAUGAAGGAGCUUUCCAGCCAGAACCAGGAGCUGAUGGAGCAGAAUCUGACGCUGCAGGAGCAGAUGAGUGAUCUGGAGCAGAGGAGCGCCCCCCUCGCCUCUUCAGCCCUCCAGCCAGCAGGAGCUCGUCUCACACAGCGACUCCACUCUGAGAUCUCCUCGUGUCUCAGUGACCUGCGCUCCCUGUGCAGCAUCCUGACGCAGCGAGCCCGGGGACAGGACCCCAACCUGUCGCUGCUGCUUGGCCUCACUUCUCCUCCGUCAGUGGCGGGGCAGGACGAGGACUGGAUGGAAGCGGACGUCCUGCAGAAGAAGCUGGUUGAAGCCCAGCAGCUCCGUCGGGACGUAGAGGAGCUGCGUAACCUCAUACUGGACCGUUACGCACAGGACAUGGGAGACAACUGCAUCACUCAGUAACCAUGACCCCCCCCCACCUCCGCAGGAUCUCCCGUAUGACGCUUCAGAUUCGUCCACCUGGUUGAACAUUAGUGUGGAGGCCCCCCUCCCAGUCCAAGGGCUAACAGAAAUAACUUACCUCUAAUACUUGAUCCUUUUAGCGUUGAGUGUGUGUGUGUGUGUUUUUUAACAAGAACGAUGCUUUCUUGUAAGUUACCAAACAGUCUUAUCCUUUUAGUUCCACGCGAGUGGACUCUGUGUCCCACUGUUAUAAUUUAUUGAAACUUUUGAUUUCCCUGUUUGGGGGAAUAAUCCUUUAAGUGGUUGACAAUCAACUGGGAACGUUUUAACUUUUAACUGAAUUAGCAAAGAGGCAUCGUUGUUUCUAAUGGUGGACACCGUAACGACAGCGGUGGCAGGGCUUUCGUACCAAAUCAGCUCCUAGCACCAACGGGCCUACAGCCGCCCGACCAACAACAAAAACCAAAGAAACGGGGGUUGAAGUGUGUUUGUGAACGCACCUCGCUCCUUUGCAGGCGUGGCUCCGAUCCAACACCAGCACGUGUGCCUUUGUGGUGUUCGCCGCUGCAAACGCGGACUCCUUUCAGACCAACUCCAGGGCUUUUUGCAGCUGAUGUUUUGUUUUUGUGCUUCAGCGUUUCAGCCAGGAGAAUAGUCGAUACAUUCCCUGACUCUGAAUGUAGACGCCCGCGGGCCGAGUCGCAGCAUCCUGUUUCUGAUUUAAAAAUAAACAAUAAAAAACACAAGUCUGGGUGAGGAUUCAGCAGAGGUCAAACAUGACUCGGGCGCAGUAUUAAUAUUCAGUAUUUAUUUAGUUUUUAUGACUCGAUGUGAAAGAUUUAGGGUCUUCCUAACUUGCUGAUUAAAUGUGUUCAGAAAUACUCUGUAUCCUCCGUGUGUGUGAAGGUCCCACGAAGUGGAUUAGAUGAUUAUUUUGUUGCCUGUGAGGAGACACGGGAGCGGGUUCUCCUUGUGUUUCUGUUCUCCGUGAUGAUGAUGAUGAUGUGAGGGGGUGGCUGGAUCACCCCUCCCUAAAGCCGUCGCUCAUCACAGGAGAAAAGGAGCCAUUCAGAGAAAAAGACACUUUACGGCAGGAGAAGGGGAUUUUAAAAUGAAAAUAUGCAACAAGUACUUGUUGGAGGAGAAAGUCUUCAUUGUUAGGAAUCCUUAAGCCAUAUUUCCUCUCAUGGGACCUUCAAGAAGCACAACGUUUCUCUGAAACAUCAGCACGCCUUAUCAUCUCAGACGUUUUGCAAAAAGGGAAAAGAAGAUGUUUCUAUUUUCAUACUUUUGUUCAUGUUUGUAUUUGCAUACUUUAGAAAUAAAGAUUUUCAACAUUUGGA
Molecule: messenger RNA, 5547 nt
Organism: Nothobranchius furzeri (turquoise killifish)
Lineage: Eukaryota; Metazoa; Chordata; Actinopteri; Cyprinodontiformes; Nothobranchiidae
Gene: cep85
Product: centrosomal protein 85
Cellular component (GO): centrosome
Source: RefSeq, a predicted model, not a curated record